Molecule: messenger RNA, 3670 nt
Organism: Gigantopelta aegis
Lineage: Eukaryota; Metazoa; Mollusca; Gastropoda; Neomphalida; Peltospiridae
Exons: 2
Coding region: 318-1475 (385 amino acids)
Source: RefSeq, a predicted model, not a curated record
CAUGUGGAGUACGUAGUCCGACUUCUGUGUGCAUUUAAUUAGUCUAUCUGGUAUAUAUAUGUAUAUAUAUAAAGACCCAUAAAAUCUGUUUGUACUCUAAUCGGCAAUUAAGCCAGUAAUCGGAUACGUUUCUGAACCCGUAUUAAUUAAGACUGUUGCGUCACGGAUUAUCAUUGUUUAGAUACGCCUAGAUACACAAUAAUACAUUCACCAGUGAUAGUAUUUUUUGCCUGUGUUUGUCGUGAAGGUAAAAUAGACCGCUUGUUUUCAGCAAUUGACAUCUUGUGUCACGCGACAAAUGUAAUCUCGUCAAUUCGAUGCACAAUUCACGUGGACGCAUAACAGUGUUUUUUGUUUCAAGAUGUCGACUUGUCAACAAAACGACCAUGGAGAAAAUUUGGAAGUUACUCUUUCUUUACCAGAUGGUCGCGGUGAUGUCCAUCUUGUUUAUUUUCAUCCACGUUAUGAACGAGCGGCUGAUGCCGAUGCCGGUGAUCCGCGUGAACGCCAGCCAGGACUUCCGGUACAUGAUCUACGAGUGCACGGGCGACUCGUACUGCGGCGGGUGGGCCGACCGCCUCAAGGGGAUCGCCAUGGCCUACCUCAUAUCGGUGAUGACGAAGCGCCGCUUCGGGAUCCACAUCACGUCUCCUCGCUGUAACAUCACCGACUUCCUCGAGCCCAACCACGUCGACUGGGUGGUGGACGUCGACAUGAUCAACGACCUCCCGAGCGACAGGUUCAAUCACGUGGACAGGUCGACGUUCCUGGAUCACGCCAGCACCGCCAACUUCUCCUCCAUUCUCAAGGAGGACGUCAUCUUCUACAAGGGAAACUACGAGUUCAUUACCGCUCUGCAGCGGAACCCGAACCACCGUUCGGAACUGCUGUGGACCAAAGGGCGGACGGUGGACGAGGUGUUUUCGGCCAUUUUAAAAGUCCUGUUUAAACUGAACAAAAAAUUGGACACCUUGAUAAGAGAGUUCUUGCAACGGGUGCGUCCGGACAAGAGGAAAUCAAAGUUAGUCUGCGCCCAGAUUCGGAUGGGCCGAAACCCGACGAUUCCCCGGGAUACCGAAGUGAGGAACACGCCCGAGGGGGUGGAGGCGGUGUGGAAAUUCGUAAGGAACAACCUGAUUUGUGAACACUGCAAGUUCUUCCUCUCCACCGACUCGGAGCACAUACACCUGAAGGCAAAGAGUGAAUUUCCUGACCAGAUUGUCGACAUCCCAGGGGAGAUCAAUCACAUCGAGAGGGGGAGUAAACACGGGAACUCGUGCGAGGCCAUGGCCAAGGUUGUGAUAGAUCAACAUGUUUUAGCACACUGUGAUUCCCUCAUAAUCAGCCAGAGCGGGUUUGGUAUCAUUGCAGCUUACUUACGAGGGGAGAAAGAGAACCUGUAUUGUUUUAUUCACGGAAAGGUCGUUCCUUGUCUUCCCAGCAACAUCCAUAAUGUGUUCAGGAAACCCGAUUAAAGUGAACGAUAUGCUUGUAUUUAUAUCAUGAUCAUAUUAGUGCUUUAUUCAUGAACAGUUCACACUCAGUAUUUAUCAUGAGGACACGAAUCGCUCGGGGCAGGUGGGGGUGGUUGCAAGAGUGCGCAACUCUGCUACUUUGUCAAGCUAAUGUCAGGUCGUGUCCAGACGUUUUCUGGAUCGUUUCAUAUCAACUUAUAUAUUGUCCGUCGCAUCCUGCUGCAAAAACGUUGUUGUUUUUGUUGUUGUUGUUUUUUCGUAUUUUGUUUUUCGUUUUUGUAAAUAAUUUCAAUGGUUUGACGUAAAAAGAUAAGUAGAAGUGUUUUGGAAAUAACAAAAUAUUAAUAUACUAUUUUGUGUGCAAAUUAGAAAACAUUCGGCUUAGAAAUAAAUAACUUGUAGUUAAUUCCAUGGUAUAAAAAGGCGUUCCCCGUGUGAGGUACUAUAGCAUUUCAUCAGGUUUACGUUGAACAGCUAUUAGCAGUUCGGAGACUUGUUUCUAUGUGUGUAGCCAACCUCAAUUUCUCUUAGUUUGAGAAAAGGUGACAACAUAAAAGACUAGUUAAAUAAGAGUUAUAUAUUUAUUAAAUUCUGUUUUAAGGUGCUUUGUCAUAGCUGCAUAAUGGUGGAUGCCUUUAAAAGUAUAUAUUAAGUUUUACUUUAAAAUGUAAACAUUAUAAUUUAAACGUAAUAUCCAUACAAAAUGACAAGAAAAUAAAGUAACUUACUUAUAGAAUUUGUUUUUAAUGGACAUUCUAAUACGAAUGGUAUAUGACUCUUUUUUUCCAUUGGUUGGUUUUCAUGAUAAAUUGGACAAUAUAUGUACGCUGUCAUGGGCAACCACGAUUUACCACGAUGACAAAAUUCCAAAAACGCGUCAGAUAUGCUGUCACUUAGCCUCAUGUGUGGUGUUUUCCUUUGUAUAUUAAUUCCGCGUCUUCCAUUAUAUUUAAACGUCGAUAUAAAUAAUUUUCAAAUGUUUCACAAACUUCGGUGGAAAAUGAUGUUAUUGUUAUUAUUCAAUUAUUAUUUCGUGCCAUUGUAAUUUUUAACACUUCGUUAGCAGCAAUGAACACCCACCUACCCCAAGUAAGUCUGGUCAUUGAUCGAUCGCAGCAGUCAAUUCGAUCAUAUGUCUUGUCGCCUGCUCUUCUUGUCUGUGUUCCCAAACUGGCACAGGCAGGUUCAUCAGAAAUAAUUGUAUCACAAUCUGAAGUACACCAUUGUUUUUUAGAACAUACUUUUUGGGGAUAAUAAAAUUAAUAAAGAAGACAAGAUGGAAAUGACUAUCAAUUUUUAACUGCUUUAAAAUAUCUCACAUUUUGUUUAGUAUAUCCUGUAUAAAUCAUGUUCAAAAUACAGACUACACUACUGAUAAAUUUUCCCUUUGUUUCGCUCCCAGGUUAGUGAUGAUAUGUUAAGAGAAAGAAAAAAGUAUUUCGUCAUACUUAUUAUAUUAGCGUGUUCAUUGAAUAUCAUAAGUUAGGAUAAUAGAUAAUUAGAUUUUUAAGAUUUGUGGGACUUUUUAAAAUAAAAAACCGCAAUAUAAUUUCUUACAGAUACUCCUAAUGGGUGUAGUAUUAGAAUAGGGAUAAUAUCACCGUUUCGUUGUUAACUAAAGGUUUUAUUCACAACAAAACACAGUGAUAUUAUCCACCUAACUGUUUAUGGGGAUUGGGCGCGUUCAGUUGAGGCGAACAUUUCAUAACGUUAUGUCAAGCGCAUGUUUGACGACAAGUAUGCUGUCUUUGUUAAACUCAUCUGUCUCUAGGUAGCUAAAGAAAGUAUGCAUGGUUUUGGUUUGUUGAAUUUUACUGUCGUAAUCCGAAAUAUCGGUUUAGGAAAAUAGUGCUUAUUUUAUAUUUGAAGUUCUAAAUGAUGUUUUCCAGGGAAUCUGAUGGUGCCAACCGAAUUUUAAUAAAAUGUGCGCAACUUGACCUAAGGACACUCAUGCUUUUUGCUGGGGGUUCAGUAUGAAAACCUACUUAUCCAUUUUUGUACAUGUAUUUGUAAAUGCUGGUCGGCUUUUGAAAUGUAUGUGUUUUAUUUAUAUCAAUUCAAGGCUGGACAAUCAAACUGACGACAGUGGUUCAAAUCCCGUCAAAGCUGGCUCACACAUUCAUUCAUCUUUCUCAUCUAUCACCAUCUGCCUAUCAUUCUCAUUAUCUUAAAUUAAAAAACUUUCCAAUUUCUCC